Messenger RNA from Trichomonas vaginalis G3, 924 nucleotides. RefSeq names its product STKc Nek2 domain-containing protein. Gene Ontology annotation, cellular component: nucleus; centrosome; cytoplasm. The transcript has a single exon. The coding region runs from base 1 to 924 and encodes 307 amino acids. The record is from RefSeq and is a predicted model, not a curated record. Gene Ontology annotation, molecular function: protein kinase activity; ATP binding. Lineage: Eukaryota; Parabasalia; Trichomonadida; Trichomonadidae. Gene Ontology annotation, biological process: protein phosphorylation; chromosome segregation.
AUGCUUGAUAAGUAUGAAAUAAUAGAGAGGCUUGGCCAAGGGUCAUUUGGUAGUGUAUGUAAAGCAAUACGAAAAUCAGAUCAAAAGGUGGUUGCUAUUAAAGAAAUAAGCUAUAGCCAAAUGGAUAAUAAGAAAAAACAAAUGCUAAUCAAUGAAGUAAACGCUUUAAGAAAUAUUCAAAAUGAACAUGUUGUUGGAUACUACGACAGAAUUGUAGUUAGAGAGAAGAAACUCAUGUACAUAGUUAUGGAAUAUUGCGAAAAAGGAGAUCUUCAGCAGCUUAUUAGGAAAACGCGUGCAGAUAAUGAUAGGAUUCCUGAAUCAGCUAUAUGGCAAGUCUUAACAGAUAUGUGUAUCGCAUUAGAUUCAUGCCAUCCAAAGAUGAUACAUAGAGAUAUCAAACCUGGAAAUAUUUUCAUUUCUGGCAAUGGCCAUGUAAAGCUCGGAGAUUUCGGACUUGCAAGAGAAAUUGAAGAUGGUGCAGCUAGUACUUACGCAGGAACUCCCCCAUAUAUGUCACCAGAACUCAUUAGCCAUCAACCAUAUGAUGAGAAGAGUGACAUUUGGGCACUUGGCUGCGUUUUAUUUGAAUUAGCAGAUCUCCACUUGCCUUUUAAUGGAUCAAAUGAAGUAAUCACGCAAUUGAUACAAACUGGUCCACUUAGAAGAAUUCCUGCUAUGUACAGUGACGACCUUUUCGAGGUUAUUCAGUCUAUGAUGAUGAAAAAGCCUCAAGAGCGUCCAACAGUCAAACAACUACUUGAAAACAAGUAUGUUAAGCUUUAUUUGCAGAUGGAAAUGAUUCUUAAUGAGAGAGCUCGUGUUCAAGCAGAUACAGCAAGAUUAAUCAAGAAACAAGAGCAACUAAAAGAAGAAUAUAACCGCCUCAAUCAAAAGGCUGGUCGUGUUUUCUUUAAUGAAUAA